Molecule: messenger RNA, 987 nt
Organism: Eremothecium sinecaudum
Lineage: Eukaryota; Fungi; Ascomycota; Saccharomycetes; Saccharomycetales; Saccharomycetaceae
Gene: GYP6
Product: GTPase-activating protein GYP6
Exons: 1
Coding region: 1-987 (328 amino acids)
Biological process (GO): activation of GTPase activity
Molecular function (GO): GTPase activator activity
Source: RefSeq, a predicted model, not a curated record
AUGAAGGUAACUAUCCAGCAUCUAAUAAACCGAUAUCAUAGUAAAGAUGAACUGAUAAAUAGUGGGAUAUGGGAUGGAACUUUGUAUAACCCCGGUGAGGAGCGGUUUUUUGAUCGAAGUUGGUGCUGGAGGACGUUACUACUUUCUGGUCACAACGAUAAUAAUUGGAGCGAUUCUCCUUCCCCGCCAGCUUUUGGUGAACAUAGCAUUGUGUUCCGUGCUUUGACUGAUUGUAUACCCUCUAGCGAAGUGGUUGAAAUUGAUGAUAGGCUAAAAGAUCACCAACAGCUGGAUGAGCAACUGCAAAGCAUCAAACUUGACGUAUGUCGCCUGAAACUUGAUAAAAUAUUUACUGAGGCUAAGGUUCAACAAGAUCUUGCUAAUAUACUUAUAAAAAGUGUAAAGGAAACUGGCAGGCCUUAUAAACAGGGUUACCAUGAACUUUGCGCUGUGUUCUACAUGCAACUUCGCCGCGAUGAUUAUAAUGAUGACAUUUGCGAAUCAGUAUCACAGAUGUUCAACAUUUUGUUGAAGCAUAUAAAGGAGUUUUACAUCGAAUCAAAUCUCAUAAAUUGGACUCGAACUACGUUUGAGCCUCUUUUAGAGCAUGCAUUUCCGCAGUUACACAAGUUGUUGCUGCACCGCCAUUGUAUUGACAACUCAAUUUGGCUUAUACGAUGGUCUCGACUACUUUUUCUUAGAGAGUUUGAACUGUCAUAUACUCUGCAACUAUGGGAUCAUCUAUUUUCAUUUCGUUACCCUUUGCCAGAUUUGGUUGCAGCUGUUGCUGUAACUUGUCAAGGCUUAGUUGAACAGGACUUAAAUAAGUGCGAAGAUGUGGGCGACAUUUUAGGCAUCUUAUUGCGGUAUCCCACAAAUAGGCUGUUAUCACCAAGACACUUGAUGCAGUCAGCGGGUUCCCUGCUCGAUAGCUAUAGUAGAAAUUGUAAUAACAAAGAAAGGCCUUUGGGAUUUAUAAAAAAUUAA